AUGACGAGAGUGGAACUGAUUGUACAUGGCAACUUUGUGCACUCCAAGUCGUUUGACGAGUUGGAGGUGCUAGAGGCGAGCUACGUGGGCGUGGACAACAAAGGGAGCAUUGUGUUUAUGGCCUCUGCUGAGGAGAUGUCUGGUGUGGAGGCUGCGUUUGGCUUUACUCUUGAUGACUUUGAUGGACGACUGGUGGAUACUCUGGCGGGCAAGGAUCGGGCCGAUGGUACUUUUAUUGUUCCUGGCUACAUCGAUACCCAUGUCCAUGCUCCGCAGUAUGCCUUUGCUGGCCUGGGUCUGGACAUGCCUCUCCUCCAGUGGCUCGAGACGUACACCUAUCCCAUGGAGGCUCGAUUUGCCGACACCGACUUUGCUGCUGUGGUGUACAAGGCCAUGCUCAAGCGCAUGGUGGCUGCAGGCACCACCACGGCUUGCAUGUUUGGCACUCUUCACGCCCCGGCUUCCGUUGAUCUUGCCCGCUACUCGCGCGACGUCGGCCUCCGCGGCCUCGUCGGCAAGGUCUGCAUGGACUCGCACGCACCAGACAACUACAUCGAGCCGAGCGCAGAGGACUCGCUUGCCGCCACCAAGGACUUUGUCCGCGAUGUACUCGCUCUCGACAACGCGCGUGUCCGUCCGGUCAUUACCCCGCGCUUUGCGCCGUCGUGCUCGGCUGAGCUCCUCGCCGGCCUCGGCCAACUCGCCACCGACUUUGGCGGCCUCCACAUCCAGAGCCACAUCUCCGAGUCGCCGGCCGAAAUCGCCUGGGUCCGCGACCUCUUCCCCGACGCUGCCUCGUAUGCCGACGUCUACGCCGCCGCUGGCCUGCUCACCAAGCGGACCGUCAUGGCCCACGGCAUUCACCUCACGCCCGAUGAGAUGUCGCUCUUUGCCCGCGCCCGCACCGGCGUCUCACACUGCCCGGCCUCCAACUUUGGCCUCACCUCGGGCAUCCUCAACGUUCUCGACCUCGUCCAGUACGACAUCGAUGUCGGCCUCGGCACCGACGUCGCCGGCGGCCCGGCCAUUUCCAUCCUCGAUGCCAUGCGCCUCGCCCUCGUCGCCUCCAAGAUCCUCACCAUGCCGCAGCACCAGGCCAACCGCAAGCCCAACUCGGACGCCCUCUCCAUCCAUAACGUCUUCUACAUGGCCACCAUGGGCGGCGCCCGCGUCCUCGACAUGCACCACUCGGUCGGAUCGUUUGCCGUCGGCAAGCAGUUUGACGCCGUCGUCGUUGACGCUCUCGCUCCAGACUCGCCCUUUGACGUCUUUGCCACCGACACCUCGCUCCACGCGCUCUUUGAAAAGUACCUCAUCCUCGGUGACGAUCGCAACCACGCCGCCGUCUACGUCGCCGGCGAGCUCAUCCACACCCGCGAGACCUUCUCCCACUCGGCUGAGUCGUCCACCACCACUACCACAUGGCACAAGUCGCCGCUCUCUCGCCGCUCCCGCCGCUCCCGCCGCUCCUGCGCCCCGCAAGCCUCGACCGCCCUCAUCGCCGCCCGCGCUGCCUCGGUCAUUACUGCUGCCGCCGCCGCCGCCAUCGCCGUCUUUACCACCACCGCCUAG
Thecamonas trahens ATCC 50062 is the source of this 1572-nucleotide messenger RNA. RefSeq names its product guanine deaminase. Gene Ontology annotation, biological process: guanine catabolic process. The transcript has a single exon. The record is from RefSeq and is a predicted model, not a curated record. Gene Ontology annotation, cellular component: cytosol. Bases 1 to 1572 code for a protein of 523 amino acids. NCBI's taxonomy places the organism in Eukaryota, Apusomonadida, Apusomonadidae. Gene Ontology annotation, molecular function: zinc ion binding; guanine deaminase activity.